AUGGCAAGGGUGCAAGAGCCUCGUGACUUUGUAGGAGGACCUGGCCGGCUGAUAUUAGCUACAACUAUCACGUCUGUGACUUGUGCAACCUUCGUCGGCUCUAUCAAUGUGGGCAUGCUGACUAUUGCCAUCCCUUCUGUCGCCGAAGAUGUUGGUUUGGACUCUAGUCUACUGUUGUGGCCGCAGUCGAUAUCAUCUUUAGUGUGUGCGUGCACAUUACUGCUUUUCGGAUCAUUGGCGGACGCUCUGGGAAGCCAUAGAGUAUACUUACUCGGCAUUGUUUUGCAGACUGCCUUUACAUUGGGUACUGGCCUCGUGCGUACGAGUGGCCAGUUGCUAGCAUGCCGAGCUCUGGCUGGACUAGCACAAGCUGCAAUCCUACCCUCAUCUGUGGGAUUAAUUGUGCGGACAUGUCCCGAAGGCAGGAUUAGGAACAUUGCUUUUGCGUCCAUGGGUAGCGGCCAACCCCUAGGCUUUUCUAUCGGCCUUGUAAUGGCUGGUGGUCUCAUCGAGUCGCUUGGUUGGCGAUCCGGCUUUUAUGUCGCCGCCGGCAUCAAUCUGUUUGUGUGCAUCCUUGCAGUAUUCAGUCUUGCCGGCCCAUCUCGAGAAGCACCAGUUGAGUGGCGAUCCCUCCGGGAAUCUAUCGACUGGGUGGGCACCUCGGUCAUGACCACAUUACUGGCAUUGAUAUCCUAUGUCUUGACCAUAAUCACUGCAGAAGGAUGGUCCGUCUCAUACAAAUCCAAUAUCACCAUGCUUUCCAUUGCAGCAGCUUUAUGUCCAGUCUUUGUUUGGUGGCAAGGCCGUCAAGUGAAACUUGGACGAUCAGCCUUGAUCCCAAAUUCCCUCUGGCGACAAACUAAAUUCAGCUGCAUUUGUGCCAGUGUUCUUCUGAUAUGGGGUGCAUUCAACUCGUUUGAACAAUUCAUGUCAUUGUGGUUUCAGUUGGUAGAGCAAGUCUCGCUUCUUGACACAUCGCUUCGAUUCCUACCUCAGCCCGUCGCCGGCGCCGCAAUAGGAUUCUCCAUUGGCUUCCUGGUGCAUCGAGUUAGAGCAAACUACAUUAUUCUUAUAUCGACCGUGGUCAGCACAGUGGCGCCAUUGCUUAUGGCACUUGCUAGCCCCCAACAAAGCUACUGGUCCGCGGCAUUUCCGGCUCUCACCCUCAACGCAAUUGGUGCAGAUUGUCUGUAUACAGUCUCCAACCUGAUAAUCUCGUCACUGUUCGAGCCGAAUAUGCAGGGAACAGCAGGCGGUGUUUUCAACACUGUUGCACAGAUAGGAAAAACUCUUGGUCUCGCCGUGGGAACCUUGAUCGCUGGUGCGGUCUCUGCACGAGCGUCCGAGGAUAUCGAGCAGUCGCAAAGGUUAGUAUAUGGAUACCAGGCAGCAUUCUGGUUCUGCAUGGCACUUUGUGGCCUUUCGGUUGGAAUAUGCAGCUGGGGCCUCCGAUCUGUUGGAAAGGUCGGACUUAAGAAAGAUUGA
Messenger RNA from Pestalotiopsis fici W106-1, 1485 nucleotides. RefSeq lists its product as uncharacterized. NCBI's taxonomy places the organism in Eukaryota, Fungi, Ascomycota, Sordariomycetes, Amphisphaeriales, Sporocadaceae. The transcript has 3 exons. Gene Ontology annotation, cellular component: membrane. Bases 1 to 1485 code for a protein of 494 amino acids. The record is from RefSeq and is a predicted model, not a curated record. Gene Ontology annotation, biological process: transmembrane transport. Gene Ontology annotation, molecular function: transmembrane transporter activity.